CUGCCCACAAGCAAUAUGGCAGCAAGGGCGUCGCUGGAAGGUUGGGCGGAGACAGCAGUUCUCGCGACAGUCGUGCUUUCGGGUCUAUAUCCGGCGCAAUCGUCCCACCUUCCGGUCUUUCGGCUUUCGGCUAGGAGGAGGCGAAGGUGCAACUUUCUUCGGUCGUCCCGAAUCCGGGUUCAUCCGACACCAGCCGCCUCCACCAUGCCGCCUAAGUUUGACCCCAACGAGAUCAAAGUCGUGUACCUGAGGUGCACCGGUGGGGAAGUCGGUGCCACGUCUGCCCUGGCCCCCAAGAUCGGCCCGUUGGGCCUGUCUCCAAAAAAGGUCGGUGAUGACAUAGCCAAGGCAACUGGUGAUUGGAAGGGUCUGAGGAUUACAGUGAAACUGACCAUUCAGAACAGACAAGCCCAGAUUGAGGUGGUACCUUCUGCUUCUGCCCUGAUCAUCAAAGCCCUCAAGGAACCACCAAGGGACAGAAAGAAGCAGAAAAACAUUAAGCACAGUGGAAACAUCACUUUUGAUGAGAUUGUCAACAUUGCCCGGCAGAUGCGGCACCGGUCUCUAGCUAGAGAACUUUCUGGAACCAUUAAAGAGAUCCUGGGGACCGCCCAGUCUGUGGGUUGCAAUGUUGAUGGCCGACACCCUCAUGACAUCAUAGAUGAUAUCAACAGUGGUGCAGUGGAGUGCCCAGCUAGUUAAGAACUGCAAAGGAAAAAGAAAAAUAAAGGAUCAUUUGACAACCAGUGGACUUUCUGAUGUAGCUUCUUCCUUGGCGGGGGCAGGGGAGCCGAGUCUUUGUAGUCAAAUUGUGGUCAUUGGGGCCAAGGUGACAGAUGAAGCAGCAAUCUGUGUAGAACAGAAUUCUGUCCUCAAGAAAAUACUGUUGGUCAGAAAGAAAACUUGGGAGUUGAACAUAAUAGAAAAUAUGUGUGGAAGAAGCUCUUCCCAAACCAG
Dama dama (fallow deer) is the source of this 957-nucleotide messenger RNA. RefSeq names its product ribosomal protein L12 (gene RPL12). The transcript has 7 exons. Gene Ontology annotation, biological process: translation. Gene Ontology annotation, cellular component: ribosome; cytosolic large ribosomal subunit. The record is from RefSeq and is a predicted model, not a curated record. Gene Ontology annotation, molecular function: large ribosomal subunit rRNA binding; structural constituent of ribosome. Bases 16 to 702 code for a protein of 228 amino acids. NCBI's taxonomy places the organism in Eukaryota, Metazoa, Chordata, Mammalia, Artiodactyla, Cervidae.